AUGACAAAUCUAGAAACUUGACUUGUGAAAAUAAUAAAUUAAAGUAUCUUUAAUAUACCUGUAAUAUUCGUGUUAAAAUAUUAUUAUUAACUAAUAAAUAAAAUGGAUUUAAACAGAAUGAGCAAUACUAAAAAGCUUCAACUGUGUAAAUGGUACUUCAAGGUUGGAUUUGUGCUGCUGCCGUUUGUGUGGGCGGUGAACUCAAUCUGGUUUUUCAGAGAAGCAUUCAUUAAACCACCAUUUGAUGAGCAGAAACAGAUAAAGAAAUAUGUGAUAAUGAGUGGUGCAGGUGCGUUGACUUGGGCGAUAGUGUUAAUUUCAUGGGCAGUAGCGUUCCAGCUGCAGCGAGUAUCCUGGGGUGCCACGGGUGACGCUCUAUCAUUUAUAGUGCCUCUGGGACGUGCUUAAUGGACAUUAAAAUGUUGUGUAAUCUAUUAAAUUUCAUUAGUAUGUUUGUUAAUCAAUAUGUGAUUAUUGGUGAUUAAUCAACAUAUAUGUAUAUGUUUUAAAUGGCUUUACAUAAGUUAGUCAAUCAGUUUGGGGGGGGGGGGAAACCAUAGUUAAUUGCAAUAUUUAAAGUCAGCUGUGACGAGUAAGCUAACAACAAAUAUUAUUUUGUUUAAAUUUUUAUAAUUUAGAGCUAAAAUGUAACCACCAUACUGUGUAAUCAUUUUAAUUGUGAGUUAAAGAGCUAAGACGUUCCAGUAGUUUCAUGUGGAAAUUGACCUAAGAUCACCCUAAUGUCAUAAAUAUAUAUUAUUUUAUGUUA
Vanessa atalanta (red admiral) is the source of this 769-nucleotide messenger RNA. It is a transcript of the gene pen-2, whose product is annotated as gamma-secretase subunit pen-2. Gene Ontology annotation, cellular component: gamma-secretase complex. The transcript has 3 exons. Gene Ontology annotation, biological process: Notch receptor processing. NCBI's taxonomy places the organism in Eukaryota, Metazoa, Arthropoda, Insecta, Lepidoptera, Nymphalidae. Bases 103 to 408 code for a protein of 101 amino acids. The record is from RefSeq and is a predicted model, not a curated record.